Molecule: messenger RNA, 819 nt
Organism: Trichomonas vaginalis G3
Lineage: Eukaryota; Parabasalia; Trichomonadida; Trichomonadidae
Product: protein kinase protein
Exons: 1
Coding region: 1-819 (272 amino acids)
Biological process (GO): protein phosphorylation; intracellular signal transduction
Cellular component (GO): cytoplasm
Molecular function (GO): ATP binding; protein serine/threonine kinase activity
Source: RefSeq, a predicted model, not a curated record
AUGUUUGAUAACCAGCGCUAUGAGCAAAUCCGAGAAAUCUUUCAUGGAGAGAAUACGGUUGCUGUAUGGUGCUGUUCCGACAAAAGGACUGGAAAGAAAGUCGUGAUAAAAUCUUUCCCAAAAGAAGUAAUUGACAAUUCAUUUUACGAAAAUGAAUUGCACAUCACAGAGUUAGCGCAAGGUGAUAACAUUAUACAAUUAUUAGACAGAUUUGAAACACAAGUUUCAUACAAUCUCGUUCUCGAGCAAGGAGAAUGUGAUUUAUUCGAUUAUAUCAUGAAUAAUGGCCCAAUAUCAGAGGCCAAAUUCAUGAAUACAUUUGGCGAUUUAAGUAAGGCGCUGGAACGCCUUCACCAUAGGAACAUAUUACAUAAAGAUAUCAAGCCGGAAAAUAUAGUUAUUGUAGGAGAUUCAUAUUCAUUCAUAGACUUUGGACUUAGCGAAAUUAUGAGUAACGUUAACCAAAACAACGCAUUUGUCGGUACGACAUUGUUUACCGCUCCUGAAGUAGUUCUUAACAAGAGCUAUACACCAGAUAGUGAUAUUUACUCCUUCGGUAUAGUGAUGUUUUUUGCACUAUCAGGAGAAUUGCCCUUUGAUUGCGAGAAUUCAUUUCAAUAUGUUAUGAAUCAAAUCAAUACACCACCAGAUAUGAAUGCUUUAUGUAAUAGACAUAUUAGCCAACAGAUUAUAUUAGUGAUACAGAGAAUGUUAUCCCCAUCACCUAAAGAUCGACCAUCGAUUUCUGAGAUUAUCAGUACUCUUUGGCCUCAACAAAAUGUUACAAUCGAUAAUAAUGCUUCUAAUCUGUGGGAAUAA